AUGGCGGCUGUCGCCGAAUUAAAGGCUGUUUUAAAGGACACUUUGGAAAAACGAGGUGUGUUAGGACAUUUAAAAGCAAGAAUCCGCGCUGAAGUUUUCAAUGCCUUAGAUGAUGACCGUGAGCCUCGACCACCACUGUCUCACGAAAACCUUCUAAUUAAUGAAUUAAUUCGCGAGUAUUUAGAAUUCAACAAAUACAAAUAUACAUCCUCAGUCCUCGUAGCAGAAUCUGGUCAGCCUGCAGUUCCAUUAGACAGACAGUUUCUCAUCCGUGAACUGAACGCCUUUGAAGAAUCAAAAGAUAAUACAAUACCUCUCUUAUACGGAAUCCUAGCUCAUUUCUUACAUGGGCCUAAGGAUGGGGUCCAGAAUGCACUUCUGAAAGGGUCUUCACUUCCUGGUUCGAGCUCAAAUUUUGGAAGAAAACCUAGUACAAGAAAAAUAGACGCUUAUCCAGCUCGAAAUGGAAAACACGGAAAUGGAAUUCUCUACUACUUGAAAAUAAGCCUAAGGCCCUGGGCAAAGGCGCGGAGCGGGCCUGCAGGGGGCGCUGUGGCGCAGCACCCGCCCGGUCCGCCCCCGCCGGGCCUCCCCUUUCCCACCCGCGGGCAGCUCCCCGGCUAUAUAGAGAGGCGUCCCCGCCAGCCCCGAGAAUCGGACGCCCCAGCCUGGGAGGUGCGCCGGCUCUGA
Molecule: messenger RNA, 690 nt
Organism: Elephantulus edwardii (Cape elephant shrew)
Lineage: Eukaryota; Metazoa; Chordata; Mammalia; Macroscelidea; Macroscelididae
Gene: CEP20
Product: FGFR1OP N-terminal like
Exons: 6
Coding region: 1-690 (229 amino acids)
Biological process (GO): microtubule anchoring; cilium assembly
Cellular component (GO): motile cilium; centrosome; ciliary basal body
Molecular function (GO): protein binding
Source: RefSeq, a predicted model, not a curated record